This is a messenger RNA of Rhineura floridana, 1023 nucleotides long. Its product is annotated as vomeronasal type-2 receptor 26-like. Lineage: Eukaryota; Metazoa; Chordata; Lepidosauria; Squamata; Rhineuridae. The record is from RefSeq and is a predicted model, not a curated record. Gene Ontology annotation, cellular component: membrane. Gene Ontology annotation, biological process: G protein-coupled receptor signaling pathway. The transcript has 2 exons. Bases 124 to 1023 code for a protein of 299 amino acids. Gene Ontology annotation, molecular function: G protein-coupled receptor activity.
CCCAUUUCUCUGUGUAAUGAACACUGCCAGCCUGGUCAUCGGAAGAAAAGGAAGGAAGGUGAAACGUUUUGCUGCUAUGAUUGCGUGCCAUGCUCAGAGGGGAAGAUAUCAAACCAGACAGAUAUGGACGACUGUUUCCAAUGUCCAGAAGAUCAGUAUCCAAGAAAGAAUAAAAUUGGAUGCAUCCCGAAAACUAUACAUUUUCUAUCUUAUGAAGAACCUUUAGGGGUCACUUUAGCCUCUGCUUCUGUUUCUUUCACCCUCAUCACAAUAUUAGUGCUAGGAACCUUUAUUAAGUACAAACAAACCCCCAUAGUCAAAGCCAACAAUCGGGACCUCACUUACACUCUCCUUGUCUCCCUCCUGCUCUGCUUCCUCGAUUCCUUACUAUUCUUGGGCAAACCUGGAAAAGUGACCUGCCUUCUCCGACAACCCAUUUUUGGCAUCAUCUUCUCAGUGGCUGUUUCUUGUGUGCUGGCAAAGACCACCAUUGUUUGUCUAGCAUUCAUGGCCACUAAACCUGGUUCAAGAAUGAAGAAGUGGGUGGGGAAAAAAGUAUCCCAUUCAAUUGUCCUGUGCUCCUCAGUUGUUCAAAUAUAUAUUUGCACUGUGUGGCUCUCAACCUCUCCCCCAUUCCCCAAUGUAGACAUGCAGCUGUCAAAUAAAGAAAUCAUUGUGCAAUGCAAUGAAGGGUCAGUCAUCAUGUUUUAUUUAGUUCUAGGCUACAUAGGUCUCUUGGCAAUCACCAGCUUCAUUGUGGCAUUCAUUGCACGCAAGUUACCUGAUAGUUUUAAUGAAGCCAAGUUCAUUACCUUCAGCAUGCUGGUGUUUUGCAGUGUUUGGCUGUCCUUUCUUCCAACUUACCUGAGCACCAGAGGAAAAUACAUGGUGGCGGUGGAGAUCUUCUCCAUCUUGGCCUCCAGUGCUGGGAUACUGGGUUGCAUUUUUUGCCCUAAAUGCUACAUUAUUGUGCUGAGGCCUGAGCUGAACAACAGGGAGCAUGUAAUGAGGAGAAAGUGUUAA